Phacochoerus africanus (Common warthog) is the source of this 1127-nucleotide messenger RNA. It is a transcript of the gene TAF9, whose product is annotated as TATA-box binding protein associated factor 9. Lineage: Eukaryota; Metazoa; Chordata; Mammalia; Artiodactyla; Suidae. The record is from RefSeq and is a predicted model, not a curated record. The coding region runs from base 111 to 908 and encodes 265 amino acids. The transcript has 2 exons. Gene Ontology annotation, biological process: DNA-templated transcription initiation; RNA polymerase II preinitiation complex assembly. Gene Ontology annotation, cellular component: transcription factor TFTC complex; SAGA complex; transcription factor TFIID complex. Gene Ontology annotation, molecular function: protein heterodimerization activity; transcription coactivator activity; RNA polymerase II general transcription initiation factor activity.
GUACACCAGGGGUUGGAAAAACCACACUCGGCAAAGAACUUGCAUCAAGAUCAGGAUUGAAAUACAUUAAUGUGGGUGAUUUAGCUCGAGAAGUCUGAUCACCGGAUAUCAUGGAGUCUGGCAAGAUGGCUUCUCCCAAGAGCAUGCCGAAAGAUGCACAGAUGAUGGCACAAAUCCUGAAGGAUAUGGGGAUUACGGAAUAUGAGCCAAGAGUUAUAAAUCAGAUGCUGGAGUUUGCCUUCCGAUAUGUGACCACAAUUCUAGAUGAUGCAAAAAUUUAUUCAAGUCAUGCUAAGAAAGCGACUGUUGAUGCAGAUGAUGUGCGAUUGGCAAUCCAGUGUCGUGCUGACCAGUCAUUUACCUCUCCUCCCCCAAGAGAUUUUUUAUUAGAUAUUGCAAGGCAAAGAAAUCAAACCCCUUUGCCAUUGAUCAAGCCGUAUUCAGGCCCUCGAUUGCCACCCGAUAGAUACUGUUUGACUGCUCCAAAUUACAGACUUAAGUCUUUACAAAAAAAGGCAUCUACUUCUGCGGGAAGAAUAACAGUUCCGCGGUUAAGUGUGGGUUCAGUUACUAGCAGACCAAGUACUCCCACACUUGGCACACCAACCCAACAAACCAUGUCUGUUCCAGCUAAAGUAGGGACACCAGUGUCCCUCACAGGGCAAAGGUUCACAGUACAGAUGCCCACUUCACAGUCCCCAGCUGUAAAAGCAUCAAUUCCUGCAACAUCAGCAGUUCAGAAUGUUCUAAUUAAUCCAUCAUUAAUUGGGUCCAAAAACAUUCUUAUUACCACUAACAUGGUGUCAUCACAAAAUACUGCCAGUGAAUCAUCAAACGCAUUGAAAAGAAAACGUGAAGAUGAUGACGAUGACGAUGAUGAUGAUGACGACGACUAUGAUAAUUUGUAAUCUAGCCUCGAUGCAUGUAGCAUGUAUACUUGGUUUUGAAUCCAUUGUACUGGGAUUAAACAUGCAUGCUGGAUGUUUCUAAGUUAUGUUGUAGAAAAAUAGUAUUUAAUGAGUAAAGGUGGUUACCAUAUUUUUUAAUUGCUAUAUGUUGGACGUUAAUAGGAUUAGUAAUGGUUUUUAUCAGCCUUUAAGUGUGAAAAAUAAAGUUGUAAUUCAUCA